UCUUCAAACAAUAAAUCAUUCUAAUAUCUUUUUAUAUUCUUUAAAUUACAGUACAAUUACAGGUGGUGUUCAUCAUGGCAAUUCACUGUUCCUGGUUUUUAAUGAGCAUUGCUCAUCUUCACCCUGGUAACUUGAAUCAGAUCUUCAAUCAGGAACCAUCACUCAAUACUCAUCUACUACGGGUUCUUAUGUGGUCCACUUCUCUGGUACUCUUGAUGAAACGUCUAGCAGCCCUCAAACCGUUACAGGUUUACAUCUUUCAGAACUGUGUUAUCGCCGUAAUCCAAAGUUACCUCGAAUCUUACUCUGGUUGAAAUUGUUAUAAUUGGGUCAGAUAUGCAAAAAUAAUAGGAACCACAAUAGCUCAAUAUCCUCACCCGAGGCCAUGUAACGGUGUUUUACAAUGUACUUGGUAUUACAAUUGAAUUAAAAUCAAUUAUAAAUGACAAACAAAUUCAAGCACAAUGCAUGCACUUAGCAAAUUCACAUAUCGCCAUCUUUGAGGUUGAAAAGAAAAGAUAAUCUGGUCAACUUGGAAGGUUAAAUUAGUUUAAUUGCUUUUGAGGACAUGAAAAAAGAUCAUCUAAGAUGAAGGAUUUUUAUGAAAAUUUAUCAAAUUAGAUUGAAAUUUAUUCAUUUCACCAAACGUUUGGCUAUCUGUAUUAGAUGAAGUUUACUUCAUUUUUUUGAAGCUUAAAGAUAAACCAACCACACAAUUGUGCAUCAAUACAUUAACAAAUGGUUAGUAUUAAAAUGAGCUGAUGUGAAUCAAAUGAAAUUGAACAAUUUAGUGGUUUAAAAUUAGACAGAAUGUGGUGCGAAAGGAGAACAAGAAAGAGAGAUUCUAAGAGAAACUAGAUGAGCGUGACAGACAGUAACGAAAUGAUAGACAGUGGCAAACAGAAAGGAAGUGAGGGUGGAGAGAAAGAGAAAAAGAAAUUAAAAUAUGCUUAUUAUGAUGAUUGCUAUUAUUUAGGCCAAGCGCGACAUUAGAUGAAUAAAAAACGUAAACACGAAAGCAGGGAAAGAAAAAAAGAUGAAAUAAUUUUACAUCAAUAUGUUGUAUGAAAACAAAUCAACAGACCAGUUGGAAGUACUUGUUCACUGUUGUUCAAUAGAUCAGGAAUCUUUGAUUGUUUCAACUUAACUUGUGUAAUUUAUAAGUGCUUUUGAAAUGAAACAUAACUUGACCAGUCAUUAUCAUCAUUAAAUCAUCGCAAUAGUGAAAGUCUUUCUUGUUUAUUGUCCAUCUUAACCAUUUGGCUCUUGGAGAUUGUGUUUUGUGGCUUCAUUGACGAUUGAUCAAAAUGGUCAAAGGAUUUACCAAUUCACUUAUACAAUGUGUUUUGUUCACGUUCAACUUUGUUUUUGUUUGUUUUGGAGUCAUAAUUGGCGUCCUUGGUGGUUAUUUUCUGGUUAAAUCAACGGACUUCAAACAGAUAAUUGAUACACCGGAUACUGGGGCAAUAGUUGUUGUAUUAACUGGAAUUGCUGUGUUCAUUAUUAGUUUCUUGGGCUGUUUUGGUGCCGUUAAGGAAAAUUCAUGUCUUCUUAAAAUGUAUUGUUUCUGUGUUGGCAUCUUGUCAAUCCUGAUAAUUGGUCCACUAAUUAUCUUUAUGGUUUACAGUGUAAAGCUCGAUGAGAUUAUGGAAAAACAAUUGUUGACUGCUUUCACUGAAUAUCGAGUUAAUGAUCCCAAGAAAAAUUCAAUAUCAGCAGCAAUUGAUACCUUGCAUCAAACAUCCAAAUGUUGUGGAUACAAUGGUCCAGCAUGGUGGGCAGCCAAUUUGCCUGAAUUUGAAGAUAACACUGUUCCUGCUUCUUGUUGCUCGAACCAGAUCACAAUUGGUUUGAUGAAUAGACCACAAAAUAAAUGUACAAUUGACCAAGUAAAAUUUACUCAGGGUUGUGAAGGUGAGCUUAGGACGAUCUUGAAAUUAUUUUUUAAUACAAUGAUAACCAGCCUUCUUAUUAUUGGUUUAACACUCUUAAUUGCAGCAGCAAUUGCUUGUAUCUUAGCUAAUGCUGCCAGAGCUCAAUAAACUUUUACAUGUGUAACUAUUGAAA
Molecule: messenger RNA, 2067 nt
Organism: Tetranychus urticae (two-spotted spider mite)
Lineage: Eukaryota; Metazoa; Arthropoda; Arachnida; Trombidiformes; Tetranychidae
Product: leukocyte surface antigen CD53-like
Cellular component (GO): plasma membrane
Source: RefSeq, a predicted model, not a curated record